AGUAGAAAACAUACAAUUUGACAGUGCUGUCAAUUGAUUGCGCUUUAUUUUUUCGGUGCCGAAAUUAAGUUCGACAAUAAGAUAACGCAGUUUUAAGUUCAAGGCCAUUUAAAAUUAAAUUGUUUGGUGAUUUCAUUAUUAUUUUGAUAGUAUUAGAAUCGAAUAGACGUUUAUUUGUGUUUUUCCCUUUCUAAAAUGUUAUGUAUCACGUGAUCGUAUAUUGAAUUUUAAUUGGUCGUCGGUGAGCGUGCCCUGCGCGACGCGAGAGGCGCAAUAAUUUUCCAAAAUGCCGUCGGAAUCUAAACCUUUGUUAGCAGCUCAAACAGAAAAACCGAACCAUUACAACUCUGAGUCUACGAUUUUAUGUUCCAGAUAUCUAAAGGAGUUUCGAGUAGAGCAGUGUCCGUCUUUCUUACAACACAAAUGUACACAACAUAGGCCUUUUACUUGUUUUCAUUGGCAUUUUAAUAACCAAAGACGACGAAGGCCUGUCCGCAAAAGAGAUGGGACUUUCAACUAUAGCGCUGAUAACUACUGUACAAAAUAUAACGAGACAUCAGGCAUUUGUGAAGAUGGGGACGAAUGUCCGUACCUGCACCGCACGGCGGGCGACACGGAGCGGCGCUACCACCUGCGCUACUACAAGACGUGCAUGUGCGUGCACGACACGGACGCGCGCGGGCUGUGCACCAAGAACGGCGCGCACUGCGCCUUCGCGCACGGCGCGCCCGACCUGCGCCCGCCCGUGCUCGACGUGCGCGAGCUGCAGGCGCUCGACAACCCCGACGCCGCCGACGCCGACGCCGCCGCGCCCAACGCCUUAGAUAGAGAAAGAAAUCUACAGAAUGAAGACCCUAAGUGGCAAGAUACAAAUUAUGUACUAUCAUCAUAUAAAACGGAGCCGUGUAAAAGACCACCUAGGUUAUGUAGACAAGGAUAUGCAUGUCCCCAAUAUCACAAUAGUAAAGAUAAACGUAGAUCACCGCGUAAAUAUAAGUAUCGUAGUACCCCGUGCCCUAACGUGAAACACGGCGAGGAGUGGGGGGAGCCUAGUAAUUGUGAAGCGGGCGACGGGUGCGGGUACUGUCAUACACGCACAGAGCAGCAGUUCCACCCCGAGAUCUACAAGUCCACCAAGUGCAAUGACGUGCAGCAGGCCGGCUACUGCCCGCGCGGCCUCUUCUGUGCCUUCGCGCACGUCGAGCCUGAGGAGCUGGGAGCACGCGAACUAGCCGGCGCGCUGGACUGCGGCACCAGCCUCGCCGACCUGCUGUCCUCCGCGCUGCCGCCCGACAAGAAGCCCGAGCGAGCCGCCUCCCCCGCGCCGCACGCGCUGGCGCCGCUCAGCAACGGCUCCGGCGACGGCUCCGAGUGUGCCUCCACGUCGUCCGGCGGCUCCGCGCCCCGCGCCGCCGCGCCCGACCUCAAGCCCGCGCCCGCCUGGCCCGCUCGUGCCACCUUCGACGCCGCCGUGCUGCACGACGUGGUGGGCAACGCGCUCGACGACCUGCACCUCGACGACCCGCUCAACCUGGUGGCCGCACUCGACCGCGACCUGGCCGACGGCGACGGCCUGCUGUCCGGCUCCGCGCCCGUCAACAUCCCGCAGCGUCCCACCUUGCGCGGCUUCAGCCCGCCCGCCGCCGGCUCGCCUCUGCCGCCCUUCCUGCGCUACGCUAACGACGCCGAGCGCUUGUUCAACUCGCACGCCAUCAAGGCGGGCAGCUUCGGCGGCGGCGGCGGCGGCCCGUUCGAGUUCGCGGCGGCGUCGCCGUCGGGCCCGGCGGAGCUGUCGCGGCUGCGCGAGGAGGUGGUGGCGUCGCGCGCGGCGGUGGCGCGCUGGGACGAGCGCAUCGCGCAGGCGCGCUCGGCGUGCGAGGCGUGGAAGCGCGAGGCGGACGAGGCGGCGCGCGCGGCGGCGCUGGCCGAGCGCCAGCGCGACGAGGCGCGGCAGCACGCGCUGUCGCUGCGGCGCGAGCUGGACGCGGCGCGGGCGGCCCUGGCGCCGCGCCGCGACCUGCGCGGGCUGCCGCUCACGGCGCUCAAGGCGCUGCAGGCGCAGGCGCGGCUGGAGCUGGAGGACAUCGAGAAGGUGCUGUACCUGGAGACGGCCACCAAGUGCAUGGUGUGCGAGGAGCAGCCGCGCAGCGUCACGCUGGCGCCGUGCAACCACUACGUGCUGUGCGACGCCUGCGCCGCCACCACCGCCGAGUGCCCCUACUGCCAGACGCCCGUGCAGCAUCAUCAGUAGCCGCAGCCUCUCUACCCACAUCUUUCUGAGGUUGCUCUAUCUAUUUAGAAAUCAUCUUGAGGCCUAGGCUACUAGGUAAUCUUCUAAAUGCCGACGUUGAACUAUCACGUCGGGUCAAUCCGAGAAACUAAAUCCUUAUUCACCAACUGAUAUACUAUUAAUCAAAUGACGACUAAAGUUGAAUAUCUUCAUUGUUAACUUAUCAUGUUCACCUGCUCACCAAAGUUGCAGAUAAUUAUAUUAUGGAGAAAUAUACUACCUUUGUUGGUAUAUAUUAUUAUCAGAUUGAUUGAUAUUUAUAACUGACAUAUAUACUAGAACAUAAUGUUAUGGAUAUAAUGCUUUUGAUGUUAACAUUUUUGUUUAUUAGCCUCUCGUGUUAGUGGACUGUUGCUUUUACUCGUACAGAUACAACAAAAUAUAUAUUAUAGGUAUUUAUGAGGUUUUAUCUUGAAAAUUAACCUUUGUGGUUAUGCUUUCACCAAUUAUCGUAGAUGUUAAGAAAAUUUUGUAUCGAUUUGGAUAUUCUCAUUGUGACUCAAUUUAUAUGUAAGUUAUAUAUUAUAUAUUGAUAUUGAUGGAAGCACGGCCAUGAAUAUAUUAGUGAUUAUAAGUAUCGGAGAAUAUUAAAGUGUAGUAUUUAGUUUUAUACAGAUAUCUACAAAUCAUUUUACAUAUUCAGAUUAGAAUAAUUAUAAUGGUGUACUGACAGUGUAACACGGCUAUUGAGUGUGGCUUGUAUCGGCUUGCUCGUGUUUAUCGCAUUACAUCAUUUUCACUAAUAACUAGCUAUCUAAGGACCAAAUUUUUCUAUUAAAAUAUUGAAAUUACGAAUAGUAGUUGAGUAGGCGCGUGAGUGCCCUCUAUAGAUCGAACGACUCUAACUGCUUUACAUAUUUGUCUAGAUGCCCCACGUUUGAGAAGCCGUAUAUAUUUUUGUAGACACUAAAUUUAGCGCUUCACUAAAGAGAUUUUCAUGAUCAUCUCUAAAAGAAGUACUGAAUAAUUCAUAAUCGAUUUCUAUCAAGCGUGUUUUCCGCUUUUUGCGAUUAAAAGAAUCUUAUAUAGUUAUAAACUUUUGUUGUACUCGCGACCUCUAGCGGCGGCGUGAACGAAUGAACUUUCUCGACGGACAAAUGAUUGUGUUUGUAGAAGGUCUAUCUAAUACAAGACAAGAUAAUGCUAUAAUUAGAGAAGUAGAGUACAUUUAUGGUAUUAUAAGUUGUACUAAAUCUAUUGAUAAUGUGACAAGACAAGAAUGUUUCAACGACAUAUUCUGUAUCGUGUCUGUAUUGGAUGUAAGCGACUGAAGUUAGUAGCAGUCUAGUGCGCGCUAGACUGACGAGAUAGGGUAUUGAAGAAUGUAAGGUAAAGUAUAAGCUGUCGGUAGAUGUAUGUAGUUUUAUUGUUAAAUAAUAUCAUGACACUAAUCUACCGCCGCUAGAGUUCGCCCGUAAAAGUAGAUUUAUUAUACAAACGUAGCGCAUUUUAUGUUAACAUUCCCAAAUAAUCACUAGAUAUUAUAUUUAUAUUAAAGUAUCCCUAUCAUUAUCUUUCUCAAUAUAGAGGAGUAACUGAAUUAUUACAG
Messenger RNA from Helicoverpa armigera (cotton bollworm), 3839 nucleotides. RefSeq names its product RING finger protein unkempt (gene unk). Gene Ontology annotation, molecular function: metal ion binding. The record is from RefSeq and is a predicted model, not a curated record. Lineage: Eukaryota; Metazoa; Arthropoda; Insecta; Lepidoptera; Noctuidae. Bases 287 to 2251 code for a protein of 654 amino acids. The transcript has 6 exons.